GGGGCCGGGAGUCAGUUUCAAUUCUCGCCCGCACGGUAAUUCAUCCAAGAGCGACCGACAACCCGUGCUCGGUGCGCGUGUGUGUGUGGUCGUUUUCGCCUGUCGGCAUCUACGCGUAGUGGUCGUUUCGGAAAUUUUGUCACCGUUGUGUCGGUGCCGUUCUUAACAGUGGAAAGUUUGCGGUCAAGAUUGUUCCCAGGCAAGUGAUAAUAAAUCAAGUGCAACCGUGUAAAAUAACAAGUGGAAAAACGAGUGUUGCCGGGAAGCAGUAAAAGAAAGGGAAAAUCAACAACAGCAGUGUGUGUGUGCGUGUAUGUGUGUGUGCGAUUUUUGUGCGUAAGCUUCAAGAGUGUAAAUCCCCACGUUGAGUGGCGCAAUUCCUGUAAGAAGCGAAGCGAAAUAAAAUCAAAACAUCAUCAUCGUUCCAACGUCGCCUUUAAGGCUUACUGCGGAUCGUGAUCGACCGGCUGCUUCCCAGUGAAAGGUGCGUGCGUGCGUGUGUGCGGUCCCUUUUUCGUGUUUAACCGUGGAUGAUUGUGCUUAAAACCCGGGAAGGUCCAAACACGGAAUAAAAUUGAAGCAAUUCGGAGUUCCGAGCCGGGUGGUACGGUCCAACCGGUCUCUAUCCUCAGCACCGUGAGCCAUAAAACGAGGAAAACCCAAAGGAUAAAACCGUACCCCCAAACACACAUACAAACACCAUAGUAGGUUGUAUAUUUUUUUAGGCCAGCCUGUUCUGGUGUUCCGUUUUCCAUUCACGAAAACUCUCGGCUGGCCAUUCUGGGAGGUGACGCAUUUUCCGUGUGUUUUCUUUCCUCUCACUUUUCGGUGCUUUUUCCACGGCGUGUAGAGUGUUGUGUACGUGUUUGUGUUACCCGGGAGGUCUUUCGGGUGUUAUUGUGUGUGUGUAAGUGUUUGUGUGUAAAGCAAGGAGCACUUGUAAGAAGUUUUGUCACAGUGGUGGAAAAGAAAACACACACACAGAGGGAAAGGAUACGCAACCAUUGACCCUCGCAAAUCGUAUGUGAACCGGGCACCGGGAGAACAUUCCUGGCGGCGACCCGGCCGAAAAAAUAAGCAACCAGGAGUGCAGUGACAAAGGAACCGUCAAAGGAAGCAGAAAAAAGAACCUCCACAGCAGUUCAACAAACAGCAGCACCCGGCACGAUCCAACCAGGUACGCUGUGCUGCUCCCUGGGCCGUACUCACGUCGAGUAUUGCAAUUUAAUUAGACCACUUGAUCGGCUGCUGCAUGCCUUUGGCGACCGCACGUGACAAAGAAGAGCCAAUGUCAAUGUCUUGAGAGCUUUGGUUUUAGUGGUACGGUAACGGCGCACAGGUUACACACAGACAACAGAAGGACGGGAGGCCGUGAGAAGGUUGAGUGACCGUGUUAUGAAAUGUUGCCCACUGACCGUAUAAUGUUUGCGCUUCGCUUCCGGGCAGGCGAUAUUAAAUGUUUCAAAAGUGUAAGCUAACGGUCGUGCGUGUAACAACACGGCGAUGGUGAACCAGGUGACGGGACGGUAAUCAUAACGGACGAUAAGCCGAUGCCGAUGUGGGGUGGAGAAAGGGCGUGGGAAGAAGAGGAAAAUUAAUUUUUGCGCCUGAGUAAUGGUAACUUUUUUCAAUAUCUUUGCCCCGCGAGAUGGUUUGCGGCUCAGCAGAUCCCCGUGGUGGGUAAUGGGAAAAUCGUAAAGCAUGCUUAUAACUUCUUCACAACCCGACGGUUGCCCAGCAGAACUCCUUUCGCGGAAGGUGUGAAAGCUUUCGUUUGCACCUCUAUAAGUCACAUCCAAUACGGACCACGUUCGCGGCGGCACUCGGAGCCACGUCGCGUAAAGUGAGCACAAAUUGAAUGGAUGCUUUUGGACAGGGACAGGAUGCACCAACCGGCUGGAUGACAUUGGUCCGAUGGCACGUUUGGUGAAACGAUAGUGAAGAAGAGUGCUGUUUUCGUUGUGUGCGAACUUGGUAACGGUUUUGCGGAAGCUGCUGAAAAUUGUGUCAGCAGUAAAACAUACAGGGAAACAAGAAGUGAUGUGUGUUUGAAAAUUGAAAUCAUAAUAAAUUUGGUGAAACAGCCAAGACAAACAGGACAACGACCUGUUUCUGAAGUGGAAGACACGGUAAGGAGGAAUCGGUGUUCGGAACGUGGAAUUGUUUGGUAGAAGUGAAAAUAGUCGACACAAAUCAGGAAGAAUGAUGCUGGAGCUUAAGCUGAUUCUACUCUGCCUGCCCUCGAUCCUGCUCGCCACAACGCUCGACUCAGACAACAAAUCCAUACUGGCCAACACGGACUGGAAAAAACUAUGGCUAGAGUCUGGGCAGCUGAGCUCGAGCGGGAGGAUAGACAAUCACCUCGACAGCAGUGAUUCGACGCUCAUAGACGACGGCGAGGUGAUGGCGCACAACACAACCGUCCAGCUUGGUGGUGUCGCGUUCCUGGUGUGCAAAGUGGCCGGCGUGGACAGAGUGGGUGUAAAUUGGAAUCAAAUUUCGUGGAUCCGACGGCGGGACUGGCACAUCCUGUCGUCCGGCGCGCAGAUGUACACGAACGACGAACGGUUCGCGAUUCUGCACACGCCCGGCUCCAACACGUGGACGCUACAGAUCAAGUUUGUGCAGCGCCGCGAUCAUGGUACCUACGAGUGUCAAGUUUCGACACCGACCGGGAUCAUUUCGCAUUUCGUUAACCUGCAAGUGGUCGUCCCGGAAGCGUUCAUACUCGGUUCCGGCGAGCUGCACGUGGAUAUGGGAUCAACAAUCAAUUUAGUUUGCAUAAUUGAGAAGAGCCCACAGCCACCGCAGUACGUGUACUGGCAGCGUAACGAUCGGAUGAUCAACUACGACGACUCGAGGCGAGACAUCACCAUCGAGACGACGCCCGGCCCGCGGACGCAGAGCCGCCUCAUCAUCCGGGAGCCGCAAAUCAACGAUUCGGGCAACUAUACCUGCUCGGCCAGCAACACCGAACCGGCCAGCAUAUACGUGUUCGUGUCCAAAGGUGACAACACGGCCGCCAUUUCGCGCCGAAAAACGAGCGGUGCCGCCGCCACAUCACAGCUGUCCGCCAUCCUGUUCGAGUGCUUGUUCUUCCCGAGCGUGAUACUAUCCUAUCUGCUCAAGUCAAGCUACGCCUAAUGGAUGGAGCCCAUCGUGAUGGGACGUGCGGAAAUGCAUGCGGUACGUGAGCAUGAGCAAAAGAGGUGCCCGCAACGUGGGACCCAUAGCGCAAUACAGGUUGAAACUGGUGGACGAAACAAAACGCGAACAUUUACGCUAAACCCGAAUACAAUUCCCCCUCUUUCGUUGAGCAACAAACUGAGGGGAAGCAACUUCCAAGAAGUGACGCGUAGCUUACUCUAUAAACAGAUAGAAGAAAGUGGCUGAUGGGCGGAAACCGAGGGCUGGAGUGCGUUUUGCCAGCCGAAGGGAAAACUCACACAAAACCGUGUAAUCUUAAAUGGAAAACGCUCUUCGAAGUCGUUAGAAGUUGUAGGGGCGUCUUCCCUGUAAAUAGGUAGGAAUGGUUUGUUUUUGAUGAAUUUGUUUCCUCCUGUUUUGUUAAAUCUUUACUCACUCGACGAUACUGGUGGACUGGAGAUUCACAUCUGGCAAUGGGUUGCGUUAUGCGAGCCUCUUAAGCAAGACGCCGGUUCGAUUGGUUUGAGGUCAGAACAAAAAUUGAAGACCCCUAGAGGUAUUGUUUUUUUACUUUCUAUAGGCUGCAAACAUCUCGUCGCGAGUGAAGUGUGCGUGUGUGUGCAGCCAUUAAAUAAAUUAACUCACUGCAUACGAAACAAGCAAUAUGAAGCGCACAAAAUGUGCAUGAAAAAUGGAAUGUACACUCACAGCAAAAGAAAAAGUACACUGCCUGUUCGGAGGGCCGGGAAAAACAGAAGAUGGAAAAAUGCAUACGAAAGCAAAGAAAAACAACCCCAAAACCAAACCAAGCACGCACUCGCGCAAUGAUGAUGAACCGCUGGCGCACACGAUGGUCACGUGUAAAUAAAUCGAGAGCUUAAAAAUUAAACUGAAGCAAAGCGCAAUUACGGACACAAUGCGAAUAUGGGGGCAGACGAAAGGAAAAUGUGUUUUUUCAUACCCACACACACACACACACCGCAACACAGCUUUAUCGUCCGGCGGAAAGCUCGACGUAUUCAAUGGCGUGCAUGCAUUGUUAAAAACGCAAUACUAUAACGCCGAAUGAAUUAAUCAAACAUGACUUGUGCCACCGGAAUCGAUGGUGCAUGAUCCGUUUGUGUGUGUGUUUGGGGUAGGAAACAAUGCGAGAAAUCUGCUGGAAGCAUUCACUCACGCACACACACGUUGAACGGACUCUAAAAUGGUAGGAACAAGGCGGAAAAACCGAGCGAAGUGAUUCUUCUCUUGACGAUCCUGACCCCGUUGCAGGAGAUAAAAAAACAGACGAACUAAAGGGCAAUAUGUGACAAACACAAAAACAACGACUUGCAUAAUAAAGGUAAAGGUUAAGCGCACACACACACAAGUGAAUGAAAACAGUAUUCUGCAAACAUGUUUGUGCGUGCAGCAAAUUAACACAAAUGGUAAAUUAAACGCUGCAUGAACCAGCCGGUGAAUUGAUGCAACAAUAGAGGCGGUAGGGGAGGGGGGGUGGGUUUGGGUGGCCAGAUUCCAAAAAAGGGCAAAUAAAAAACCCCAAUUCCGUCGAAAAGCUGACCGAAAUUUGUAAAUACACAAACACCCUCUCUCCAGCAAUCCCCGUUUUGCUCCUGCUCCAUGCAAAAGUGCAUUAAAAAUGCAUCAGAAACAAAGGCAAAUGUGAAAAGCAAGCAACAGCAAAACCAUUCGCAUUUUAGUUGCUACACGAACCACUCACAAUAAGGCAAAGCAGACAACAACAAAAAGGAUCGACCGGAUAAUGACCAGCGAGUGCUUCCUAUUUUCCAACCGGUACGAGCUGAUAUCCAACCGUUAACCGUUGUGAUCCGGCUUUGAUGCAAUACAAAGUGCAUUCGAAUCGACAGCAUUUGUGUGCAGUUUGAAAAUGGAAACCCGCGCGAACAAAUGGAUGGCUGUUUUGUUUGGCUGUUUGGGUCACGAUAAACAUGUCCCCGUUCGGGUUGGGUGAGUAGCGAUCGCGACUGGGUGGCUCAAUAAUUGCAAUGGCGUACAGCUUUUUUUUCGCCUCCCGGACGCAUCAAGCGUGAAAAAUGAAGGUGAAAAUGAAGUGCAUAUUUUUAUUUGUGCGCUCUCUAGCUUGUAAUUCGCAGCAAAGGUUCGUUCGGGUAUGAACGAUUCCAAAUUGAAGCUUAUCGCAAUGAACCAACCAUUAAUUAUGCAAAACGGUCACGCAAAAGGAUAUUUUUAUUCCAAGCGUUUAUCUUUCAAAGUGUAAUGGUAACAUACAACGAUUUGAAUGCCUGACAUCGGACCCUAUUUAUAUUUUUAAACAAAUAUUUAACACAGAGGUUUUGUUGGUUCGCUACGCAAUCUUUUUAGCGCCUUAAAGUAUGCAAUAUGGUGUUUGCUCAUUCAAAUGUAGCUUCCCGUUCGGCUCGAUCGGUUAAUAUGGGGGGCUGCUUGAAAGCAAUGCGAGACUUUCUUCCCAACCGAUACACCCCCAGACACUGGGGUUGCCCGCUUUGACCUUGCCGAGCCAUUUCUGUCUGCCUGCCAAAUCAUAUUUAUCACUUCGAACCAUUGUUUCGCGUCCAGCAUUCGUUCGCGGUCUUCCCGCUGAACCGCGUGGAAAGUCUGUCGCUCGAUAAAACGCUCGUUACAACGCUCGUUUUCGGGUUACACCGAAGAAAGAGCUUCCCAUUCGGUGAAGCGCAGUCCACAAAACGGACCAUUGUUUUACCCAUGCUGUGUUUCAACCCUGUUUUUUCCCCCCAAAGUUACCUCUCAAGAGAGCAGUUUGCAUGCUUGUUUUACGCUCUCUCUCUCUCUCUCUCGCUCUCUCUCUCUCUCUCUCUCUCUCUCUCUUCUUUAAUAAAGUAACUUCCAGCACAAAGCAAUUCCCACGAGAAGAAACGGAGGGGGGUUUAUAAAAAAUGGCACAAUUUUUAGAAUGUCAUCCACGCCAUGGCCUUUUCUUUGCCCAGAAACACAAUGCUAGGCAGCGCUAUGAAAAGCUCGUUCGAAAAGUAUAAUUUACAGUUCGUUCUUUUCACUUCAUUCCGAUGAACGACAAACGGUGAUAGGGGGAGGGAAACAUUUUUCAAAUUAUUACUGUUGAAUGUGGUUCGGAAUGAAGUUCCGAAAAUUCAAUCAAAGGUUCGCUCGAGCGAGCUGCAGCGUGACGGUGCUGGAUGCACUCGAUAGCGUCAAUGUGGCGCACACUGGUCGUCUUCACGUCUUUAAAGCGAGCCAAUUUUAAGAAGAGAAACGUCCUGGCAAUCUUCCUGCAGAACACUUCAAACUGUAUGAGUGUGUGUGUGAAUGAGUGGUUCACUUUACUUUUACUGCCGUAAGAUGCAAAUGCAAGCUUUGCUACAAUUUAAGCUUCAAACCUGACGCAUUGUGUGCAUGGGUGGGUAUGAAAAUUUGAUUUUUCCUGGCGCGAAAAUCACCACGACUGUAUUUGUUUCAUUUGAACGUCCUGCAGCUAACUCUAGCCAGCAAAGUUUGCAACGGCGACCCAAAAACCCGAGCUCCAGUCCACCAGUUAAGGUUAAGAAUUUGAUCAGAUCGUAAGAAAGUGUAACACAAUUAAUACUUCAUUCAUUCUACCGUGUGUAGCAUGAAGAAUCAAUGAGCUGUACAUAGUAAAGAGAAAAUACAGUGGGUCCCGACUUGUGUUGUUUUUAAUUACAAUAAAAACCGAACCUUUUAUUUCUAAAAUAUUGUAUGAAUGCAAUCUAAACACGAAAACCUUUAUUAGAAAAAAACAAAUAUUUAGAACGAUAAAAACAGAUUGCAAAACGGAUUCUAUUUCGAUGCUUCUUAUCUAUCUGAGCACAAUGUGUGAGAUAUUGUUUUGUUAUCUUCCUAUGCAUAAGUUUAAGCUGUAUCAUAAAACGAAAAGCUAGCAAGUAAUAGUUUAUUGAGUUAAAGGUUGCUAAACGAGAACACACACACUCACAACUCAAUCCUGGCUGUCAUUAAAUUGUGAAAAUGGGUUUUGCGUUACUUUGCUACAAGCAGAGGGUGCAGAAACGUAUAAAGGAAAAACCACACUCUCACACGCUGCGAACUAAAUUAAAUUGCAUUGUAAAAGAAAAAAGAAGAGGAAAAAAACGGGAAGAAGAAAAUAUUAAAUUUGUUACCAUUUUCUGGAGAUUCUAGUCUACAGUACCGAUUACUAAGCAAAAACACAUAGUCUUUCCGUUACCUAGUGUAAAAAUGAAAAUUAAAACCAAAAAACAGAUAACAAACAACACAAAAACACUCCAUUACUUACAGCGCGGUACGAAGAAAAACUAGCUGGAAAAAACGUUCACACACACACAAAGACCAGUUAAACAUUUAAAGGAAAAAAGAACACUGCUCGAUGUGGCAAAUAAACGAAAACAAACGAUAAAGUAAAUGAAGCAAACGGUGAAACUCUGAAACGAAACAAAAGAACAAACAAAAAAAACUCUGUAAAAUAAAUUCAUUUUCAGUUCGGUAAGAAAGUGUAAAAAAUGAGAGCAAAAAUCUACAAAGGAAAAUAAGAAACAUACAAAACAGAUGAAGAACGUGAAAGAAGAACUACAAAAACUAGCAAAAACAAUUACACUGAAAUGGUAUUCACAAACACACUCACAUUACCCAAAACAAAAAGGAAGAAAAAGGAUGAUAAAAAACGAACAAAAAAACUCGAAACUGAAAAACUCAAACAACAUAUACAGCAACUAAUACUUUAACGGAACACACAAACACACACUCACACACAAGUAAGAAAUAUGUGAAAAAAGUAGUUAAAUCUCUUCGAUCAGAAAACUAUGUUAAUGUGGUGGAGGAAGCAGCAGCAGCAGAUGUGGAAGUAGGACUUCCACACGAAACUAGCGAAAAAUGGGAAACAAUGGAAUUAGCAAAAUGAGGGAUAGGAUUUGAAAGUAUAUCUAGUGGAAUUGUACUCGCUCGCGAUGGCUAUGUGUGGGUGGCCCCCCGCACCGGGCUACCGGAAGCGUGAUGGGAAUGGUAAGCGUUUGCUCGAACCUCUUCUUCGAACUGUCUUUAGUGGGUCUCGGACAAAGCUGUGCGUGUGUCCUGUGUCCAUCUGCCCCGGUUCGGUGGUGGUUCGGUGGCGUAGGAUAGAUGCAUUUAUCACACAGGAAUUUAUUGUAGUAAACAGGGGUAAUGAGCGGCAAAUGGGUGGGCACGUGCAUUUGCAUCAUCAAGCACGACAAUAUAUUAAACCGAAGAAAAAAGCGAUAACUCGAUAUUGGAAAGCACGGAAGAAGCAAAGAACGAAAACCCCUUUAAGGCGCACACACAAAAACUGUCAUUUAAAAUUGUUUGAGUAUAAAAAAAGCGGCAACACAAAGACACGAAACUAUCCACAACACGGGAGGGUAAGAAUCAAUUGAUUAGAGCGAUUGCAUUGGGGGAGGUUGAAUUGAGUGGAAUGGUGCGUAGCAAAAUGAAAAUGAUUAUAAACUGGAAUGGAACAAACCAACAGGAAGUAAACAAGAGCAAACAAAAAGUCUAAUAAAAAAAACAAAACUUUCUUUUCGUAUAAAAAUUUAA
Anopheles stephensi (Asian malaria mosquito) is the source of this 8664-nucleotide messenger RNA. RefSeq names its product zwei Ig domain protein zig-8 (gene dpr12). Bases 2203 to 3144 code for a protein of 313 amino acids. NCBI's taxonomy places the organism in Eukaryota, Metazoa, Arthropoda, Insecta, Diptera, Culicidae. Gene Ontology annotation, cellular component: neuron projection membrane. The record is from RefSeq and is a predicted model, not a curated record. Gene Ontology annotation, biological process: synapse organization. The transcript is spliced from 10 exons.